Messenger RNA from Amoebophrya sp. A25, 4339 nucleotides. The record is from the annotation of a GenBank genome assembly. NCBI's taxonomy places the organism in Eukaryota, Dinophyceae, Syndiniales, Amoebophryaceae.
AUGUUACACAGGAUGGGGCCGCCGCAUGUUUUCAUCACAAGCUUAGAUCUUUUCGCAGAGGAAGAAAGCGUUGUCACAAUGCUAUAUUCAUCUUGCAGCAGCACCUCUGCAGCUUAAGGGUAGUUGCCUCUAAUCACUGUCUCUAUACAAUAGGGAUCUACGCUCUCUCUCUCUCUCUGUCUCUCUCUCGAUCGUAUCCGGUGUAUAUUUUUGAGGGAUCCCCACAGCAGGGUGGAUGAAAUCAAGGCAGCUCUAAUCUAUGUUAACACCUUCUGGGUCUCCUGCAGGUUUGGCGGAUCAACAACCCGAUCACGAACUGCAGCGCUCACCUACAGACUCAACCACCUCGUCAAGACUGGAUGGGCGCAACGUGAAAUACAUGCUCAAAUUGCCUCUGGUGGAGUUCGCUAACGGGAGACAAAGUCGAGCGUCGUCUUCUGAUUAUGGCUCUUUUUCUUAUUUUUUGGUACCACAACCACGUCAACAAGGUCAAGGGCCUGCGCGCCGUCAAAGUCAAAUGUAGUAAUUCAUCUAAUGUGCUGUCGUACCUGCGGACUGCUUAGAAACUAUGCUACAUCGUCCACGUUCACCUCCAGAACAUGAUCGAUCUUGUGAUUUAUACUUCAGAAUAUCUUGUUCACUUCUGACUAGGGCCACAAUCUCUAAGUCUAAGCACGCCCUCUAAUCUCAAUCCUCUUGUUCUGGUGCGUCUUCGUCCUCUUCGCAGAAAGACGAGGGUGAGCGACCCUCACAACGACCAACAAACACAGGCUUUACUGGAACCGGCGAUCUCACGGCAGCGCUGCUACUUUUAAGACUUUUGAUUAUAGCAGGUAUUAAGGCUCAGCUUUCAGUGGUCAUUGGGGUUGGUCACUGAGAUCGAAGAGGCGACCCCUUGAGACAACAGGGGAAAACGAAGGGAAAGAAGGGGGUCUCUUCCGUUCAGCAUCAGUGACCAUUGAAUGCUGAGCUUUAAAGGUAGCAGGAUACUUUAGGAUACUUGUUGAUAGUUGCCCUUUUCUCUUUUAUAUCUUCCUCUGGUCUGUCUUUUUUCUAGUUAGGUCGGCUCAACCACAAUUAUAGUGCUAGUGCUAGUGGUUCUUGUUCUAACCUACUUCUAACCUAAGCUGUAGGAAGUGGUCGAUUUCUUUGAAGUUGAUAGGUGGAUAAGUAGCAAUGUUCAUGUUAGUCCAAAAGAAGUUCAUCUUAUACAUAAGUAGGCAUUGCUUUAGGAUGAGAGAAAAAAGAAAGGUAGCUGUUCAAUUUAGCCUCGAGAUACUAAAAAUCAUAACUUAUAGAUACUAACUAAUGCGUACACCUACCAACAUCUAGAUCUUUCCAUCAUUCUCCUUAUGGGCAUUGCCAACUUCUUUUUUCACUCGAAUUCACGAUACUUGUCACACACAGACAUCAGUCCUCUCUGUCUCCUCGUCCAUCUCCUCUUCUAACUCUCGCAAGGACAUUUGAGCAUUGCUGCGACCUACCUCGUGCUCUUGAGCUUGUGGGUGCAUCACUGCAAGCAGUACUCAACGAGACGGCUUUGAGUGGGAAAAGUAGAUCCUACAUAGUCAACGCAGCACCUCAAGGUGGAACGAGGACGAAUGCAACAGAUAGUACCGCUUUUAAGAUUGAGAUUCUGGUGUAGGUACCAGUUUACAGCCUUGAGUGUCUUACGAUGGAUACUAGUGUCUGAUUCUUACUGGAUAACGACGAAGUCGAAGAUUGUCAUCCUUUCCAUCACCGAAGACAUCUUCAGACUCAGAACUCUACAAAUUUGGAGGACCCAGUACUAGCUACUUUUACUUCUUCAUCUAGCUACGCAAUUCCCAGUCUAAUAUUACCGCCAAUGGCAACCACCCUACCGCACCGGAUUCGCCUCUCCCAAAGAUCAAGACCAAAAAAGAGGUAAAAGUCGUGCCACCUGAGAUUCGCCUGGUUCAGUCGAAAGCAUCUCUAGAACGCCCAAACGUUUUAUAUUCCAGCCAAAUGCUCGAAUAUCUUGCGGAUGAAGCUAGAACUGUGCCAUCGCUCAAUUUGAAGUUAAGCACGAUCAUUUCCUGAAGGAUAAACGCAUCAAUAGAAACAUGCUAUGUGUGGAACUCAGAUACAAGCUUGUUCGUUUCUAGUGAAGGAUAAACAUACUAUGUACCUUCGUUCAAGGAUAUUAAUUAAUUUGAAGGCGGAUCGUAAGGAUGGGCAUCAUGUGCUGAAGGUAUUCUUUUUAAAGUUUAAGUGGCAACAUGGCUUUGGCUAGUCGUUCUGGUUUCGACAACGUAGAAGAACAAGAUGAUUACGAUGAAUUAUUCAUCGAUAUAAAGGAGUACUAAUCCUGCAGCUGCUGCUGAUCUGUUUGUACUCUUGUCUAACAAAAGCCGUGGUGUUCGAUAUGGAUGGGACUCUUACCUUGCCACACCAGAUUGAUUUCGCAGCCAUGCGAGCGGCUGUUGGGGCGCCGAAGGGCAAGGACAUCGUAUCCUGGAUAAACGCUAUCGAAAGUGAGGAAGAACGAAAAGCUGCGCACGAAAAAAUUCGGAAACUUGAGAUGUUAUGGAAAAGGAGGUUGGAGAGGGAUGGUUAGAGAUAGACGUUGACCUAAUUGGGAGCGAUGGACUUACUUAUCAGUAACGCGAUCAACAUAGGCGUAGGCGACAGCGACGGACUUACUUAUCAGUAACGCUAUCAAUCAGUAUUGGAAUUGGUAGUCACUAGUGAGUGGUACAACUCAACACAGUUACAGUCACACUUUUGCCGGCUACGGCUUCCAAUUGAUUCAGCUAACAAACACAAAGUACUUUCUGAGUUCUUGUUCUUUCUCAUUUUGAUGGGCUUUUGGAACCUCCUCCUCUAACCAUCGAAGCAGACUACAACUUGCAGCCGGAUGCCAUCGAUGUCUUAUCUUACUUGAAGCGACGCGGAUACAAACUCGGGUUAGUCACACGAAACUUUCCUGGUGGUGUGGGUCGUUUUUUAGACACGGUGAAAAAAGAGAUCAAUGACAUAUCAACGCUUUUUGACGGUAUUCGGACGCGAGAGGAUGUAAACAUCGCGCCGAAACCCAGUGGAGACGCCAUAAUAGACCUCUGCAAGACCGUCUUUCAUUAAGGCAACGAAGGAAAAUUAGUAUGUAAGGAGUAGAAGUUAGCAUAUCUCUCUUUCUCAGGAUGAGGUGGAGCUGCGUCAUCCUACUCGCCUACUGCUAUUUCUCUAUAAUAAGUAAGGAGCAGGAUCAUCCACCUUGCUCUUGCUGGUGUUUUUUUCCCAAGAGGAAAAGAAAUAGAAGCGGGAAAUUGAAAAGGCACCAACUACAAGGAAGAAAAUGCUGUUCUUCCUGCCAAAAAUGAAGUAGAAGUAGAUUACCAUACCAUAAUUUAUUGGUUUUGGACUUCUACUUUGUAGGACAUCAACCACUUCCUCCAGCUCUAACUUCCUUGCGAUCCUCGUGAUGUUUUGAUGAUAGGAGACCAUUUGGACGAUAUCUUAUGUGGCCAGAACGCAGGUGCUUAUUCCUGUGAACUUUUCGAACAGAGACCCCACUUUCAAGCGAAGCCUGAUAUUAGAUUGUCAAGUCUUUCGGGGUUGAAGAGGUUUCUUUGAUGAAGAAGCCGAACGCGUGCUCCUAUUGUACCUUAGUACUCGAACAAGCUGGUGCGCAGAUGAAGUGGAGCUGCUGUGUGUAAAAUAAUAUGAGAAAGAAUAAAUAUAUUGUGAUUAACAAUUUCUCCAUUGGCCUCCAUCCCUUCUGAGUGAUGAAUAUACCUUCGGCAUCGCGCCACUGUCUUGCUGGGCCCGCAGCUACAAUUUUUUUAAGCGCUAUGUGUAUUCAUGAUGACAAGCAGACCAACUGCAGCAACAUGUUGAUACAUAGUUUUCUUCCUCUAUCAACUUCAUCCUUAUGUUUAUGUAUCUUCUGACUGAUACUGAUUCCUUUCUUUUUAUCAACUUUCUGAUUCUCGUCCUCGAAGUCGAAGAACAACUUCACUCUUCAUCCACCGACUACUGUGUGUUGAUUGUGUUGCUUCUGCACAGUAUAGAAACCAAAACCGCCAUCGCCUUCUUGGUCUACACCACUACUACAGUAUGACACUACAGAUCGUGACUUCUUUUUGUCCCGCCGAUCUUACUGAAGAUACUGGUAUGGUAAGUCCUCUACUGAUUUUCAACUAGUCCUCGCUCCUGGCGAUGCGACCCGUCUGCGGAAACGACAAAAAGAAGUCUAGACUCUGCGUCUCCGGUUUUUUUCAGCUCCUUUAUUGUUUUUAACGAGAACUACACACAUCCAGGACCACGGCCAGUUUAUAGUUUCUCGGAUCCUUGAAGAACUACUUCUAAAAGCACGAGA